Molecule: messenger RNA, 4289 nt
Organism: Chiroxiphia lanceolata (lance-tailed manakin)
Lineage: Eukaryota; Metazoa; Chordata; Aves; Passeriformes; Pipridae
Gene: IL4R
Product: interleukin 4 receptor
Exons: 9
Coding region: 1279-4233 (984 amino acids)
Biological process (GO): production of molecular mediator involved in inflammatory response; cytokine-mediated signaling pathway
Cellular component (GO): external side of plasma membrane; membrane
Molecular function (GO): cytokine receptor activity; protein binding
Source: RefSeq, a predicted model, not a curated record
UGCUUGGGAGGAAUAAUCUGAAACUUAGGUACCAAUUAGAAAGAAUAAGCGCAUGAAGCAGCAGUGGCUGAAGGACAAGGACCUUGCAGGACGUGAAUUGUUGUCAACUGAAUUAUGCAUUUGCAAUGUAAAUGACAAGCACGGAGAGUUUCAGAAACGAUCAGAAAAAUUUCAAUUAAUAGGAUUCUAAAAACCAAUCAAAGCUAUUUUUAAUUUCUUAUAGGAAACUGAGACGUAAAGUAGGAAAGAAGGAUUUAUAUUUGCACAGCUUGUGCAAAAAAAGGGAGGUAUUAUUAUUUACCAAUAAAAGAGAAGUCAAACAUCAGAAACGGCAAGUAAUUGUCUGGGAUGAUAAAAGUAUUAGCUAUUUCUGACUGCUUCACUGAGGAAUGAUCACACUCCAGGACCAGAGUUGGCAGACUGUUAGUCCAAAUAACAGCAUGACCUUACUGUCACAUAGCUCCUCCUCUUCUGUUCCAUGUCUCACUCAUAUGGAGUGCAUUGAAAUAAUAGAAAGUGAGGCUGGAAAGGAUACUGAGGAUUGUGUAUUUUUUACUUAAAUACUGACAGUGAAAGAGAUUAUAAGUUUGAACAUGGAGAGUGCAGAGACUUCUGGCUUUCCUGUACCCCCCCCCAGUGCCUGGCACAUUGUGACUGAGUCUCUCCUGGGCUCCAAUGCUCAUAACAAUUGCGAGUAGAAGACAGAACAGGAAAUACUGUGUGAAAUGAAGAAAAGUGUAUACUAGAAGAAAGUUGGUGGCAGGAAGAUCAUCUAGGCAUUGGGGAGCUGCUCUGGGGAAGCAAAAGGCAUGCAUUUGGGAAGCUUAGAACAAUUAUAGGUAAAACAUGAGUCAUGCCUGUAGACAGUGAUCCUAGUCUUGACUGUUAAUUAUCUGCAUUUUGGUUUUUGAACCUUUUGUAUUUAAUAGGUGGGAUUAUGUGGUUUCGUAAUUAAAUGCUGAUAUGUUUUACAUAAAACUAUUGGAAUUGGAUUUUCUGUGCUUGGAAGUCUGUGUAAGAUGAGUUGUGCCUUUUUAUUUCAAUAUUACUAUUGCAGACUCUUCCUCUCCAAGAUCAUAGACAUUGUCUCCAGAAAGGUGGAGACAGUUGGUGACGUGCCCCUCUUGCCCUUUACCUAGACUCAAAAGAUAACAAUGCUUUCAAUUAAUUUACAGGGGUUUGGUAGCUCUAUUUAAAUGAAAAAGUUAUUGUUUCUGCUUAGUCCAGUUUAUUCUUCUGAUUCUCUUGCUUCUCAUUGUGUGCUGCUUCUCCCUAGUUAUGACUGCAGGACACAUACAGGAAUUUGCAUGCUUCACUGACUUUGACAAAGAGCUGGUUUGUCACUGGAAGGUGCCAGCACAAACUAACUGUUCCAAAGAAUUCCUGCUCUGCUACAGCAAGGACAUUUCUUCUGUGUCAAACGUGUGUGUUCCUGAGAAUGGAAAAGACACUUUAAGGUGCAUUUGCACAAUAUGUCCUGAUUAUUUUGUAUCAGGCCUCACAUAUGUUUUAGCUCUACAGUUCAAUGGGACUGAUAUAUGGAACUACAAUGUUACACCAGCCCUUGUUGUUAAGCCGAGGGCCCCCAAAAAUCUUGCCAUUGAGAAGGCUGAAAAUGGUAAUUUCAAUCUGAGCUGGGAGGAGAGCUACUCUCCUCCAUCCACACUCUCUGGACAGCCAGUCAUCUACGAACUGAAAUACUGGAGCAAGCAGCACCCGCUGGAGGUUUUUGUAAAAGCAAUUAACUACCAGGCAAAAAGCUUUGAGAUUACUGCAAGCUCCCUGAGGAGGGGCUGUGAUUACGUUGCAAGUCUCAGGUGUAACUACACAGACUACCCGGCCUACUGGAGUGAAUGGAGUGAAGAAGUUGAAUUUCACUAUGAUUAUCAAGUGACAGCUGAAGACAUUCUGCAGAUGGCUGUGCCCAUAUCCUGCAUACUGAUCAUGGCAGGAUCUGUCAUUUGCUACUUCUGUUUUACAAAAGUGAAGAAAGAAUGGUGGGAUGAAAUCCCAAAUCCAGCAAAGAGCCAUUUGGUUGUAAAAAAUGUCAAGUUUUCAGUUUUCUGCUACUUCGAUGAAAUUAAGUUCCCUUUCCAUGAUUUAAAGCAGAGUCAUAUGGAAAAGCAAAUAAGUUGCAAGAACUGUCUGGCUCAAAGUUUGUCAAGCCAAAACUUCAAGGGAAAAGAUAACAUCAGAAAUGUUGAGAAAUCUUGCAGCUGCCACAGCAAGUGUGGAGAGUGGUUGCCAAAAGGCAGCAGUGCAGUUUUAACCCCUGAUACAACUCCAUUUGAAGACAUUAUUGAAAUCUGUGAAUGUUUAACAGACAGUGAGACUGGGAGCCAGGAAGAGACUGGCAAUCAGAUCACCAUGUUUGAGCCUUGUGAGAGCAGCAUCAGUGCUUUCAGAGAGCACAAUGAGGCACUAGCUAACAUGUUUGAUGCACUCCUGGCAGAUGAAAAUAACAUGCAAGACAAUAAAGACCCAGACAUCCUCACAGGUGAGAGGAAAACCUUCAAGAAACUUGAGUUGGAAAAUCCACCACAGCGAAAUCCAAAAGAAAGCACAGCCCAGAGUCAGCGGCCAUGGGGUGUUUCUCAUACAGCCUCUCUUUUCACCAAAGCCUCUCAAGAUGACUACAAUUGUAGUACAUCCAGCAAGGAGUCAGAACUGUCGGAAGAAUCCUUUGAAUCUGGCUAUCAGAGCUCCAGCAUAAAUUCUGCUUCUCUGGAUGCAAGAGAUCUUCAACAAAUGGUUCAUCAAAACCUUUUUCUACACAGUUCAGAAAGUGAGCGGGACUCUUGUGUCCUGAUUCAGGAAUCUACAAAUAAACCAUUCUUUGGGACCAAAACAGACAGAAUAAACAACCCUGCAAACAAGAGUUUUGAUAGCCUUGUGUCUGCACCUGUGAGGUUGUGUGGUUCUGCAUAUAAGAGCUUUGACUCCCUUAUGUCUCCAUCUGUGGAGCCCUAUAGUUCUGCCUACAAGAGCUGUGACACCCUUUCGUCGCCAUCCCUGGAGCCCUGUGGCUCUGCCUACAGGAGCUUCAAUGCCCUCAUGUCCCAGUCCAUGGCCAACAGUAGCCUGACUCUGUGCUUUGAAAGUGCAUGUUCCUCACAGCCUCCAAGACAAUUGUCAGAGACACCAGAACGCAGCUGUAGAGAUCAAAUUGCUCAGCCCGCUGGCAGUGGGACAUGUCAUGUCAGCUGCACAUCUCCCUACACUGAGCUUGACUUUCCAAACACCUGUUCAGAGCAUACUGAUUUUCCAUCUUUCUCCACACAUGCAAAUGAAGGUGCUUCAGCUUUCCUAUCAGAGGAAGAAAUACAUAAGCAAGUAAUAUAUCAAAAUUUUCCAAAGAAAACCAAUAUAAUUUCUUGCCCUAUUGCACCUCAGCCAUCAGGUUAUCAGCCUUUUGAGAGUGCAGGUAGAUGUAAUGGUCCAUACUGUGACAAUGAGAUUAUCUCGUUACAGGAAUCCUUCAUUGGUCUGUGCAACAAUCUCAAAGAAGCACCUCCAGAUAUUGCAAUCUGUGAACUUGACCUGAGGACAAAGGACUGUGUGUGUUUGACUGUUCGGAGUCCUGGUUGCAGCGUUGUCCCAGGUUUAGCCUCUAGUGAGAAUGACACACAGACCAGUAAUGGCAGCCCUUGGAUCGAUAGCUCUAAUGAGCUGUCUGGUGAUAGCAAUGAUGAAAAUAUCAGCAGAGGGGAACAGCUGUUGCAUUUGUUAGAGUUGAACUGUCAAGAUUUAAACAGCAGAGAAAGAACUACACAGGGAACAAAACAGAACAGCUUUAACCCUACUGGCAAAGUAAUGCAAGAGAGUGGCAAUAACAAACUGAAUACUGACUGCCACUGCCACCCACACAACCACUUGAGGGAACUUGGAGAUGCAGGGGGAAAUGAAGAGAUGCUGAAGCAUGUAGAAGGGAAGGGGAGUGGCUCAGCAGCCGGCUUACCAGCAUCACUGGACAGCAUUAGGCUAAACUUAGGCAGAAAAACUGCAGGGCCCCUGGAGCUCCACAUCUCAGACAAGCUGUCGCUUCGUUGUCUUGUGAAUAACUCCAGUCCUUCUGAUUCUCACGCCAUUCACAGUGAGGACUCCAGACUGGCACUUGCAGUUAAAAAAAGACCAAUAGAACUGUUAAGGGAAAACAGCAGGAAGAAUGAGAAAAAACCGAAAUUUGCGCAAGCCCUUGCCCAGGAGGACAACUGCUAUAUGGAGGUAGCUUAGCCACAUUUGCCAAGACUGAGUGAGCCUUUGGAAAUAAACUGUAUGGCAAAUUGAAA